Molecule: messenger RNA, 4739 nt
Organism: Caenorhabditis auriculariae
Lineage: Eukaryota; Metazoa; Nematoda; Chromadorea; Rhabditida; Rhabditidae
Source: the annotation of a GenBank genome assembly
AUGACAUCUCGGCGGCAGCGAUAUUUUCGCGCUCGAUCUCCUCAUUCGGAAGCCACUUCUAGUCAUAACGGCGAGAUGGUUGGGUUAGAAACGAUUGAUCAUGAGGAACUCGGUGUUAUUGACGCAGAAACAGGUUAUUUCAAAAUAGUUAUUUUUUUCUAGAAACGAGAAAAGAAAACUUUUUGGAAAAGUGAUGUAAAAUCGUUUAGUUCUAUUUCUUAAAUUUUAAAAAGCCUUUUAUAAUAGAUUCAUUGCUCAUGUAUGUAGAUGUUUGAAGGAGGAUAGCUUCAAAAAUUUUUGCAUCAUACUGAGGAAAUUGGAACAAAUGUUCGAAAUCGCGAAAUUCUUGUUUUAAUAUGAGGAAGCUCAAUGUGUAAUAAUUUUUGUGGUUGUGAUUUUUUAAAUUUCAACUAGAAAAGGGCCAAAAAUACUCUUUUUGAAUGUUUUUAAAUAUAUUUUUACAACGGUUCAACUUAAUAUUUAUUGAAAACUAUAGGUUUUUUUUAAAGUAAAAAUAAAAAAAUCAAAGUUUAUUUUGUGGGGAAAACUUUUCAACAAUGACAAAGGUCAAAAAACCAAAAAUGGCUUUUGAAAAACCUGUUUUUUCCUUUUUAUGGCUUUUUUAUUGGGGUGGUUCUUUUUCAGAAGGUCAAACAGGUGUUGAAAUUCAAAAAAAGCAAAUUAUUUCUAUGAAAUGGAUGAUUUUAAAGGCCAUGGUAGUCAAAAAAAUCACUUUUUUGCAUUUUUUUGGAGACUUUUUAAAAAUUUUUUUACAUGGGUUCUAUAUGUUGAAACAGCCUGCUUUUUAACUAAACAAAUUUUUUUGGCCUCAAAAAAAUCCAUCUUUUCUACGGAAAUCAAUAGAUAUUUUUGAAAAAGAAGACGGAUUUUAAUAAAUUAUCAGACUUAGCUAUUUUUUCAUUGAAAAAUCUUAGUUUUCCUACAAAAUAAGUGUCCUUUCAGUGUCUGGAAACGGCCAACGUCUGCGGCAAGGCGGCCAAGUCGUCGUGGAGGAGGUCACGAAUGAAGAAGUCCUGGAACAAGAGGACAUGACCCUCGACCAUAACGACGCCCAAAUGGCCCACCAGCACUACGCGACCUCCAGACAAGCUCGCUUCGCAGUGCCCGGGAACGGCCCGCGUCGCCCGGGCCGUCCUCCCAAGUUCGGCGCCUCCCAGCCGAUGGCGCUGGACAUGGUCGCCAAGCUGCAGAACAAGGCGACCUACGCCGCCGCCCGCCUUCCUCCCAGCAACCCCAUCCUGCACAAUCACGUCCCGCCGCCGAACCCCCGAGUUUCGCCCGGAGGUGCCCGACUCGUGAGUGUCCCCCGGAAGAGGGAGCUCUCGGCUAGUGGCGUGGGGCCAAUGUCGAAGCGGAUAGGGAUCCCGAAUUCCUACCAAGGGAUCCGGGCGACUUCCUCCCGGGCCCCCAGCAGUUAUGUCGACACUUCCAAGGAGAAUCGGCCCGUCAAGGUUUGGAAUAAUCUAAUAAAUCAGUUUUUUUAGAUUUCUGAGCGUGUUUUUUUCGAUUUUUUUAAAAACUUUAAGAAGCUUGAUUUUUUUCUUUUAUUAAGGUCCUUGAGCCUUUGGAAAGGGCGGAGCUAAGAAAAAAAUAAGAUUUUUUUACUAAAUUUAGAAAGAAAAAUGAAAUGGAAAAAAAGCCAUUUCUGGCUCACUUUGAAGAAAAUUACGUCUAAACCUCUUCUUUUCACACCCUAUUCCGUUAUUCGUGUCGAGACCCUUUUUUAUAAAUAUUCCAGAUUAAUGAGUUAAAUGCGCUCCAUGGAUAAAGCUUGCUAAAAUUCAGUUUUACGGAAUUUUUUGACGAAAAAAAGUAAUAGUUUUUAACUCAGAAAUGCCGUACUUAGAUCAAAUUUAAGCAUUUUCGCUUCAAGACCUUUGUUUUUUGUUGUCUUUCUAGCAGUUUCGUAGAGCAAUAGUUAUAUUUAGGGUAAUUUUUUUUCUGUUGGUUCAAAUAUUUUGACUUUUAUUCUUUUUUAACUUUUUCCAAGGGCCUUUUAGGCGUUUUAAAGUUCAGAUACGGGAUAAUUUGACAAAAAUUCGCCUAGUAAGCUUGUUUUCUUCAGAAAUAGCACUGUGAGCUCAUUAAAAAGGCUAAAAAUGGAGGAUUUCCAAUUCAAAUUAUCUCCUUUAGGUAGUCAUGAUCAUUUCAUUUUUUUAGUUGAGUUCCUCUUUUUGAAAAAUUGGAAACUGAGGGGGAGGGGGGAUUUUUAUGUGGUCCAAAAAAAGUAUUGAAAAAGUAGAACUCAAUCAAAUGAUUUGACUUUUUCUUUUUUUAACUUCUUCCAAGGGCCUUUUGGGCGAUUUUAAGCUCAAAUUAAUUCGAAAAAAUGCACCUAGAAGCCCAAAUACGGAAUACAUUGAAAAAAUGUACCUAGUAAGCCUAUCCUCUUCAGAAAGAGCAUUGUAAGAUCAUUAAAAAGGCUAAAAAUGGAAGAUUUCCAAUUAAAAUUCUCCCUUUUAGGUGGUCCGGAUCCUGCCCAACUCCCUCCGCCAGAACGCCCAACUCCUCGAGCAAUCCAUCGUGGAUCUCGACGAGAGGAUCAAGGACGUCCUGGAGGAGACCAAGGUCGAUUUCGACAAGUGGAAGGCGAUCGCCGCCCAGCAGCCGCAGAUGAGCCCCGAGGAGUACCACAACAUGCUCGGGAUGCUGCUCAACGAGCUCGAACGGACGACGGCCGCCAACAACGCCCUCACCGACUACCAUCGUCAGAGACAGCGUCAAGAGAGGAACCUCUACGAGUCGCGCGAAGACAAUUUCAACGCGAGGAUCCGUCAGCUCGAGACGGAGAACCGCAAGCUACGGGAGAACAUGCUCGCCUCCCUCCAGAACCGCUUUGAACAGUACGGAGCCACGAUGAUGGACGAGGCCGAGCAGAUGCAAGACGGAACUCACAUGAUCGACGAGGGUCAUGAUCAGCAACAGCAGCAGGACAAUCAGCUCCAGCUCGAUGAGGUGAAUCUCGUGGAUUUAGAAAGACUAUUUUGGAAGGCAAGGCCAAGAGGACUCUUAAGGGUUUUUCGAUUUUUUGAAGGAGACUAUGGAGUUUUUGAACGUAUGAUUUUAUAGGCAAGAUCCAAGAGUCCUCUUAAGGGUUUUCCGAUUUUUUAAAGGAGACUUUAUGGAUUUUUUCGAACAUUUGAGGUCAUAAGCAAGGUCCGAGAGGCCUCUUAAGGGUUUUUCGACUUUUAAAGAAGACUUUAUGGAUUUUUUGAACAUUUGAGGUCAUAAGCAAGGUCCGAGAGGCCUCUUAAGGGUUUUUCGUUUUUUAAAGAAGACUUUAUGGAUUUUUUGAACAUUUGAGGUCAUAAGCAAGGUCCGAGAGGCCUCUUAAGGGUUUUUUUCGACUUUUUAAAGAAGACUUUAUGGAUUUUUUUGAACAUUUGAGGUCAUAAGCAAGGUCCGAGAGGCCUCUUAAGGGUUUUUUUCGACUUUUUAAAGAAGACUUUAUGGAUUUUUUUGAACAUUUGAGGUCAUAAGCAAGGUCCGAGAGGCCUCUUAAGGGUUUUUUUCGACUUUUUAAAGAAGACUUUAUGGAUUUUUUUGAACAUUUGAGGUCAUAAGCAAGGUCCGAGAGGCCUCUUAAGGGUUUUUUUCGACUUUUUUUAAAGAAGACUUUAUGGAUUUUUUUGAACAUUUGAGGUCAUAAGCAAGGUCCGAGAGGCCUCUUAAGGGUUUUUUUCGACUUUUUAAAGAAGACUUUAUGGAUUUUUUUGAACAUUUGAGGUCAUAAGCAAGGUCCGAGAGGCCUCUUAAGGGUUUUUCGACUUUUAAAGAAGACUUUAUGGAUUUUUUGAACAUUUGAGGUCAUAAGCAAGGUCCGAGAGGCCUCUUAAGGGUUUUUCGACUUUUUAAAGAAGACUUUAUGGAUUUUUUGAACAUUUGAGGUCAUAAGCAAGGUCCGAGAGGCCUCUUAAGGGUUUUUCGACUUUUAAAGAAGACUUUAUGGAUUUUUUGAACAUUUGAGGUCAUAAGCAAGGUCCGAGAGGCCUCUUAAGGGUUUUUCGACUUUUAAAGAAGACUUUAUGGAUUUUUUGAACAUUUGAGGUCAUAAGCAAGGUCCGAGAGGCCUCUUAAGGGUUUUUCGACUUUUAAAGAAGACUUUAUGGAUUUUUUGAACAUUUGAGGUCAUAAGCAAGGUCCGAGAGGCCUCUUAAGGGUUUUUCGACUUUUAAAGAAGACUUUAUGGAUUUUUUGAACAUUUGAGGUCAUAAGCAAGGUCCAAGAGGCCUCUUAAGGGUAUUAUAACGUUUUUUUCGAUCUCUAUGGCUUUUUAAAAAAAGUGCAUUUUUCUGAUUUUUUUAAAAAAAUAAUUUUUGAACAUUCAAGGUCUUAAGAGGGCUCUGAAGGAUAUUAAACGUUUAUUAGUCUUUUAAAAAGGCUAUGGAUUUUCUGAAAAAGUGAGAGCAUAAUUAAGGUCCACUAGAUCCCUUAAGGGUUCUUUUAGCCCUCCAAGAUCCGUUAAAAAACGGAAAACUACAAAAAUUGUGAGAAAAGACGCUAGUCCAUCUUAUGAAUGAAAAAAAAACGAUGUUUUUCAAGUUUUCAAGGAGCAUCAUCUUCUUCGCCAUUUUUCAAAAAAGAACGAUUUCCAGGACGUCCCAACGGAAUGGAUCGUGGAGCAGACGGUUGGAGAUGAUCCCAACGACGAAGAAGACGUCAAAAUGCAAGUCGUCAUAGGCGACGACGGCAACCAAGAACAACAGUACCUCGAAUGA